Messenger RNA from Epithele typhae, 894 nucleotides. Its product is annotated as Endonuclease/exonuclease/phosphatase. NCBI's taxonomy places the organism in Eukaryota, Fungi, Basidiomycota, Agaricomycetes, Polyporales, Epitheliaceae. Gene Ontology annotation, molecular function: poly(A)-specific ribonuclease activity. The record is from RefSeq and is a predicted model, not a curated record. The transcript has 3 exons. The coding region runs from base 1 to 894 and encodes 297 amino acids. Gene Ontology annotation, biological process: nuclear-transcribed mRNA poly(A) tail shortening. Gene Ontology annotation, cellular component: cytoplasm; nucleus; CCR4-NOT complex.
AUGAUGAGCGAGAACGAGAGGCGGUUGGUAGAUGGGUGCGCUACGUUCUACAAGGCAUCCAAGUAUACACUUGUGGAAAAACACUUGAUCGAGUUCAGUGCGGUAGCCAUGCAGCGUCCUGAUUUCAAGAAGACCGACGACAUGUUCAAUCGAGUCCUUGGAAAAGAUCACAUCGCUGUCGUGACGCUUCUGGAGAACAAGGAGACGGGUACUCGUAUCAUCAUCGCGAACACUCAUCUUCACUGGGACCCAGCAUAUCGCGAUGUCAAGCUAGUGCAGGUCGCUCUGCUCAUUGAGGAGGUCGAGAAGAUUGCGCAGAACUUCGCCAAGUACCCCCCUCGUCUCCCUCCCACUCCCUCCUCAGCAGCUUCUUCCUCAACCAGCCCUUCAGUGAGCGAGAACAAUGCUUCGUCGCGUCCACCCCCAGUUUACUCCGAUGGAUACAAGAUUCCGGUGAUCGUUUGUGGGGACUUCAACUCGAUCCCCAACAGUGGCGUGUACGAGUUCCUGUCGAACGGUACUAUUGCACCGGACCACGAGGAUUUCAUGUCCCACACCUACGGCAAGUACACCACCGAGGGUAUCCGCCAUCGCUUGGGGAUGAAGAGUGCCUACGCCGCCACGGGCGAACCACCCUUCACCAACUUCACGACAAGUUUCUACGAUCCCAUCGACUACAUCUGGUACUCGACCUCGCACCUUUCCGUCAACUCCGUCCUUGGGCCAGUCGAUCCUGCAUACAUCGAGAAGCAAGUGGGCUUCCCCAAUGCUCACUUCCCGUCAGAUCAUCUCGCGAUUGUAUCGGAGUUCCGCCUACGGCCACAGCGAGAGGUUGCCCCACCUACCGCUCGCCCGCCGCCGGUUUUCCCGGAGUCGUCGCGUGCUCACGCCUGA